Tripterygium wilfordii is the source of this 2329-nucleotide messenger RNA. RefSeq names its product FGGY carbohydrate kinase domain-containing protein. Gene Ontology annotation, molecular function: phosphotransferase activity, alcohol group as acceptor; kinase activity. Bases 185 to 2116 code for a protein of 643 amino acids. The transcript is spliced from 15 exons. Gene Ontology annotation, biological process: carbohydrate metabolic process. Lineage: Eukaryota; Viridiplantae; Streptophyta; Magnoliopsida; Celastrales; Celastraceae. The record is from RefSeq and is a predicted model, not a curated record.
CUGGCAAACACAGUUACAGUUUCAAGAAAAAAAGGAAAAAACACAGCCAAACACAGAGUAGAAGAAGAAUUCCGAUCACUUUUCUUAUCACAGUUACGAUCAGAUCAAGAAGAAAGAAGAAAAGAUUAACCACGAAAAUAGAAACUAAUAAAAAGGCUUUUUGUGGAUAAAGAGGGGGAAAAUUAUGUCAGGCAAAAGAACAGGUUGGUCCGAUACGGCCCCACUUCUACGCCAACACCAACAGCAGCAUCACAUCUCCAUCUCCAAUACCCGUCGCAGUAGCAGAAGCUCUCCAUUGUUCGUCGAGAUGUCCGGCACGACCACCACCGCAACCGUUCCCCUUCGUUCGAUCUUCCUUGGUGUUGACGUCGGCACCGGCAGCGCCCGUGCUGGUCUCUUUGAUGAGAGUGGUAAACUUCUUGGUUCUGCAAGUAGUCCAAUACAAAUAUGGAAAGAGGGUGACUGUGUUGAGCAAUCAUCAACAGAUAUUUGGCUUGCAAUUUGUGCAGCUGUGAAAUCAGCAUGCUCAAUUGCAAAUGUUGAAGGGAAAGAGGUGGCAGGUGUUGGAUUUGCGGCUACUUGUUCUCUUGUUGCUGUGGAUGCUGAUGGAUCUCCUGUUUCAGUUUCUUUGAGUGGUGAUUCAAGAAGGAAUAUAAUAGUAUGGAUGGACCACAGAGCAGUAAAACAAGCUGAAAAAAUCAAUUCCUUUAAUUCACCGGUCUUGCAGUAUUGUGGUGGGGCUCUUUCCCCUGAAAUGCAACCACCAAAGCUUUUGUGGGUGAAAGAUAAUCUGCAAGAGUCUUGGUCAAUGGUUUUUAGGUGGAUGGACUUGAGCGAUUGGUUGUCAUACAGAGCAACUGGAGAUGAUACUCGAAGUCUGUGCACCACUGUGUGCAAAUGGACAUAUCUUGGGCAUGCACACAUGCAGCAGAUGAAUGAGCAAAAUUCCAGAGACAUGGAAGCUUGUGGAUGGGAUGACGAGUUUUGGGAGGAGAUUGGCUUAGGUGAUCUCAUAGAUGGACAUCAUGCUAAGAUUGGACGAAGUGUAGCUUUCCCUGGCCAUCCUUUGGGCUCUGGUCUCACUCCUACUUCUGCAAAGGAACUGGGUCUGAUGCCAGGAACUCCUGUAGGGACUUCAUUGAUUGAUGCCCAUGCAGGUGGAGUGGGAACAAUGGAAAGUGUGCCUGACUUGGAUUCUGAAGUUAAAGAGUGUGAGAAGGAUGCCAUAUGCCGACGUAUGGUGUUAGUUUGUGGUACUUCUACCUGUCAUAUGGCUAUAUCACAGAGCAAGCUGUUUAUUCCAGGGGUAUGGGGACCAUUUUGGUCAGCAAUGGUACCGGAAUACUGGCUGACAGAAGGUGGGCAGAGUGCUACUGGUGCUUUGUUAGACUACAUUAUUGAAAAUCAUGUAGCCUCUCCUCAUCUUGCAAAUCGCGCUGCUUCUCAAAAGAUCUCUCUGUUUGGAUUGCUGAACAAUAUCUUGGAAUCAAUGAUGCGUGAUCAAAAAUCUCCGUUUGUUGCUGCUUUGACUAAAGAUACACAUGUACUUCCUGACUUUCAUGGGAACAGGUCUCCCAUUGCAGAUCCAAAAUCAAAAGGAGUUAUAUGUGGCUUUACGCUGGACACUAGUGAGAGACAGUUGGCCCUUUUAUAUCUCGCCAUUGUACAGGGGAUUGCAUAUGGUACACGACACAUUGUGGAACAUUGCAAUGCCCAUGGUCACAAUAUUGACACUUUACUUGCAUGUGGUGGCCUUGCAAAAAACAAGUUGUUCAUUCAGGAACAUGCAGAUAUCAUUGGUUGCCCUAUAAUACUUCCAAGAGAAAGUGAAUCAGUGCUCCUGGGUGCUGCAAUUCUUGGUGCUGUAGCUUCAAAGAGAUAUUCUAGUCUCAGAGAGGCUAUGAAGGCAUUAAAUGCUGCUGGUCAGGUUAUUCAUCCGUCAAAAGACCCUAGAGUGAAGAAGUAUCACGAUGCCAAGUACAAAAUCUUCCAUGAGCUUUAUGAGCGGCAAAUAUCUCAGCGUUCAAUAAUAGCCGAAGCUCUGAAAUGGCUGACGGUGUCAGUUUCCAGACUAAUGAAUGCUUCAUCCGGUGGAAAAUUUCUUUUCCUUGUGUAGUUUCAUUUUGUUCCCCCUACUCCCCUUCUGGCACAAAAAUUUUGUGGGAAUAUCUAGGGAUAUUACUCUUUUAGAUGGGAAGAAACAACAUAGGUUGUGGGUGUAAAAAAAAACAGAUAAUAGGUAAUUGUUAAUACCUUAUACCUGAUCGCAAAAACUCAAGGGCAAUAUGAGCUACAGUAUACAGAAUGUAAUCAUGUGCUUCUGUUUUUC